ACGUGCGCGCAACCCUUCAUCGCGUGGUGGGGAUCAUCCAUAUUGCUGCUAGUGGUGGGGAUAAGGUUGUAAUCUUGAGAGGCCUUCGGAUACGUUUCUUUAUUAUUUCCCGCAUGUUUAAACUCUACUCAGACUGCUCCGCGUCUUAGGCUGAAGCUGUUUGGUCUAGGAGCGAAAGAGGAGCCGCAGACCCCGCGGAACAACUUCACAUUUCCCUGAAAUUGAAGGCGAAUUCGGGCCGGUGGGAGGACUGGUUAUCCUGAGGGGGAAAGAAAGACGGUGGUGGGAAAUGGCCACUCAGGUGGAGGCUCUCCUGCCCGGCAACCCGCUUGCCAAAGCGGAGGAACACGGUAAAGUGAUCCGAGGUGAGCCGGGGGAGGAGGAGAGCGCCCGGGGCGACGGGGCCAAGCGGCAGACGGGUGUCGCCGAAAACAGCCCCGGACAGGGAGGGACCACCGGCACGGAGGAGCAGACCUCCAAACGGGCGACAGAGCAGAGCAAAGACGGCUGUGACAGCGAGGACAAGCAAAACGAGGAGAGUGUUAAAGGCAGCGGCAGGAAGGAGUUUACUGAAGCUCCCCCGCCCAAGGUGAACCCGUGGACUAGGAAAAUGAAUGCGGUGACCGUGGUCAGCGUGAAUGGACAAGCACACCUCGAAUCGAGUGGUCCUGCCAAGGUGGUAAGAGCAGGGAACCCACCCAAAGCCAGACGUGGAGGAAAGGUUGGAGAUUUUGGGGACACCAACAGCUGGCCGACACCAAGCGAGAUCGCAACUAAAGACAUGCAGAUGGAGGCAGAGACACGGACUGUGUCCUGCCCGCCGACUGUCAGGCAGGGCAGAGACUCAUGGAGAAUCAGUGGUCCUAAAAAGACGAGUGCCAAGAAGGAGUUGAAGGAGAAGAGGGAGAGCAACGAGGAAAGCAAGGAAAACCUGAAGGCCAAGUCGGACGACUCGGGAGAGGAGAAGAACAGUGACGACUCCCAGAAAAACGGCCCGAAGAAAAAAGGAAACAAGCAGAAGUGGGUUCCUCUAAUGAUCGAGGUGAAGUCUGAGGGUCCCAGGGAGCGCUCGGCCUCCAGGAACAACAGCAGGCAGAACGAAAACCCCCGGCUGCCUCCCAACGCCAGGAACGACCUCAGAGACUGGCAUAGUCAAAAGUACGAGCGAGAGUGGCGUGACGACCACGAUGAGGUGUCCAGCGUGAAGAGUGAGGGGGCGCCGUUCCGCGGAGGGUUCAGAGGUCGCGGACGUGGAAGAGGAAGAGGCCGGGGACGAGGCCGAGGUGGCGGCAGAGGCCACUAUGACUAUCACUACGGUUACAAGUCCUUUAAUGUGAAAGAUGGACCCUACGGCCAGAAGUUCAGCACCUCCGUCACCUACUACUACGACAACAUGAGCAGCAAUGACCUAUACUCUGUCGAUCAGGACCUGCUGAAAGACUACAUCAAGAGGCAGAUAGAAUACUACUUCAGCCUGGACAACCUGGAGCGGGACUUUUUCUUGCGAAGGAAGAUGGAUUCGGAGGGAUUCCUCCCCAUUGGACUCAUAGCCAGUUUCCACAGAGUGCAGGCCCUCACCACCGACGUCAACCUCAUUCUGGAGGCUUUGAAGGACAGUAAAGAAGUGGAGGUGAUCGAUAUGAAGAUCCGUCGGAAGGUGGACCCUGAGAAGUGGCCGCUGCCAGGCCUCAACGUUCCCAACAACACACACACAGACUUCUCCCAGCUCAUUAACUGUCCGGAGUUUGUCCCGAGACAGAUGUCGGAGGACCCCAGAGGAAAUGGUUUACCGAGCACAUCAGUGCAGCAUCAGACCAAGACUGAAGGAGACAUCUCCAACCUCAAAACGAUGCCCAAGGGCCUCUCGGCCAGUCUGCCUGACCUGGACUCGGAGUCCUGGAUCGAGGUGAAGAAGAGACCCAGACCUUCCCCAGCCAGACCCAAGGUCAGCUCAGAAAAGGCCCCCUCGUUACAGCAACAGCAGAGGGAAAAGGACGAUUUGCUUCGAUCCCCGGUCCCCCAGCCCGGCUCCUCGCCCUGCCCUGCCACCCCGGGAAAUAAGGACGGAGCAGAACAAGACGAACCGGAGGAGCUGGACUUCAUGUUUGACGAGGAGAUGGAGCAGAUGGACGGACGCCGCAACACUUUCACCGACUGGUCAGAUGAGGACACGGACGGCGAGCUGGACGACCACGAUGUCAACAAGAUCCUGAUAGUGACGCAAACACCGCCCUACCUGAGGAAGCACCCGGGAGGUGACCGCACGGGGCAGCACACGUCUCGCGCCAAGCUCACCAGCGAGCUAGCCAAAGUGAUCAAUGACGGGCUCUUCUAUUACGAGCAGGACCUGUGGGAUGACACGUACGAGCCGGAGUACGCCACUAUCAAGCAAGAGGUGGAGAACUUCAAGAAGGUCCACCUGAUCAGCCGCGAACAGUUUGACUGCCUGACUCCUGAACCCCCUGUCGACCCCAACCAGGAAGUCCCCCCUGGUCCUCCACGGCCCCAGCAGAUCCCCACAGACGCUUUGGCAAACAAACUCUUCGGUGCCCCUGAACCCUCCUCAACGGCUCGGUCGCUCCCCACGACCGUGCCUGACUCGCCAAACUACCGCAGUGCCCGGACACCCCGCACGCCUCGCACCCCUCACCGGAAGGACCCGACGAUGACGCCACGCUUCUACCCAGUGGUGAAGGAAAGCCGGCCGGUGGACGCAAAGACACCCAGGAAGAGGAAGACUCGGCACAGCUCCAACCCGCCCAUGGAGUGUCACGUUGGCUGGGUGAUGGACUCCAGAGAGCAUCGCUCCCGCACCGCCUCCGUCAGCUCUAACGCCAGCCCAUCGGAGGGCACCCCCGCCCUGGGCAACAUCGGCUGCACGCCUCAGUCUCUCCCCAAGUUCCAGCACCCAUCACACGAGCUGCUGAAGGAGAACGGCUUCACGCAACACGUUUACCACAAGUACCGCCGACGCUGCCUCAACGAACGGAAGCGACUGGGAAUUGGCCAAUCACAAGAAAUGAACACGCUCUUCCGCUUCUGGUCAUUUUUCUUACGGGACCACUUCAACAGGAAGAUGUACGAGGAGUUCAGACAGCUGGUGGUCGAGGACGGGAAGGAAGGAUACAGGUACGGAUUGGAGUGCUUGUUCAGGUACUACAGCUACGGUCUGGAGAAGAAGUUCAGGCCAGACAUCUUUAAGGACUUCCAGGAGGAGACCGUAAAAGACUACGAGGCCGGCCAGCUUUAUGGGUUGGAGAAGUUCUGGGCUUUCCUCAAAUACUCCAAAGCCAAGACCUUGGAGAUCAACCCCAAGCUGCAGGACUACCUAAGCAAGUUCAAACGCCUGGAAGAUUUCAGAAUUGAUCCGCCAAUGGAGGAAGGAGGUCGCAGAAGACACUCGUCAAGCGGGGACGGUCGCCGCCGGCAUCCGUCUCAGCCCUCAAGCAGGCCCCACAGCCAGGCGAGCGGAGGCCCAGCCUCCAUCGCUGCUGCCCAUGGCCCCGCAACCAAGGAUGAUGCCAAACCCGCCCGCCAGAAAGGCCCCGUCUCCACCGCUGAUCCUGCACCGGACGCCAAAACACCGAAGUAACUCCACACACAGACGGAUCGGCUCAGCUACUUCUGCAAGUUGCCGGUUCUCUCUGCGCCACAGGAGGGGGGAGGGGCAUCCAGCUGAAGCAUGACUUUUUUUUUUUUUUGACCCCUACAAACAUCUUUGAUUUGAGGAAUGAUUCCCAUCGCUUGUUUUAUCGAUUACUUCUAAGUUUUUAGAACAUUUUAAUUAGGCAAGAAAUGACUGAGGAUUAAAUCCCUUUAAAUUUCUUUUUUUUCUCUCCACGCUGGCCCCUCCUCUCUGUCACUGGGACCCUCCUCUUUGAUCGUCACUGUCCUGCUGGCUGAAACAUUUAAUUUCUCACCCAGACGUCACAGUAAUGAUUUCUUCUGCAUGAGAUGGUUAAUCUGAGCACCUGAAAGGCCCCAUCAGCGGCCCGCCAGAGGCCACAUUGCUCCUGAUUUUCAGCCGGACCAAACUGGUUUGAACCGAGUGACUGAACUUUCCAUCUGCAGAGCCCCCGGCUUCUCUGUCAAUGGGCUAAAACUGAAAUCUUUAAUUUACUUCAUGGCUGGACAUUGAGGGGAAACUAAAGAACCAAAUGAUAAAAAAAGAGUUGUUUCAACCCCUCACUAUA
Molecule: messenger RNA, 4193 nt
Organism: Melanotaenia boesemani (Boeseman's rainbowfish)
Lineage: Eukaryota; Metazoa; Chordata; Actinopteri; Atheriniformes; Melanotaeniidae
Gene: larp1
Product: La ribonucleoprotein 1, translational regulator
Exons: 21
Coding region: 290-3592 (1100 amino acids)
Biological process (GO): mRNA stabilization; positive regulation of translation
Cellular component (GO): cytoplasmic stress granule; cytosol
Molecular function (GO): RNA cap binding
Source: RefSeq, a predicted model, not a curated record